This is a messenger RNA of Xiphophorus couchianus (Monterrey platyfish), 1079 nucleotides long. RefSeq names its product SEC22 homolog B, vesicle trafficking protein a (gene sec22ba). The coding region runs from base 93 to 740 and encodes 215 amino acids. Gene Ontology annotation, biological process: retrograde vesicle-mediated transport, Golgi to endoplasmic reticulum; endoplasmic reticulum to Golgi vesicle-mediated transport. Gene Ontology annotation, molecular function: SNAP receptor activity. Lineage: Eukaryota; Metazoa; Chordata; Actinopteri; Cyprinodontiformes; Poeciliidae. Gene Ontology annotation, cellular component: membrane. The record is from RefSeq and is a predicted model, not a curated record. The transcript has 5 exons.
GUUCCAAGUGCUCCGUCGCAGUAAACAGGAGGGAGAGGUUUGUUCGGUGUCUUGGCUGAUCGAGCAGCCGCGGAGCGCCCACGUCUGUCGGCAUGAUCUUCCUGACGGUAAUCGCUCGGCUGGCGGACGGUCUGCCGCUGGCUGCGUCCAUCCAGGAAGAUGAACAGUCAGGAAGAGACCUCCAGCACUACCAGAGUCAGGCCAAGCAGCUGCUCCGGAAACUCGACGCUCAGAGCCCGGACCGCUGCAUGCUGGAGGCUGGGAACAUGAACUUCUGUUACUUCAUAUCCCAGGGUGUUUGCUGCCUGUGUCUCUGUGAUGCCUCUUUCCCCAAAAAGAUGGCUUUUGGGUACCUAGAGGACCUCCAUAAUGAAUUCUGUGAGCAGUAUGGAAAGAGAGUCCCUGCAGUGACGAGGCCAUACUCCUUCAUAGAGUUUGAUACGUACAUCCAGAAAACAAAGAAGUCUUACGUUGACAGCAGGGCUCGGAGGAACCUGAGCAGCGUCAGCACGGAGCUGCAGGACGUCCAGAGAAUUAUGGUGGCAAAUAUCGAGGAAGUCCUGCAGAGAGGAGAAGCUCUUUCUGCUUUGGACACCAAGGCCAGCAACCUGCGCAGCCAGGCCGAGAAGUACCGCAGCGACGCCAGGUUCCUCAACACCCGCUCCACCUACGCUAAAGUCGCUGCCGUGGUUUUGGUCUUCGUGACGCUCAUCAUCUAUGUGCGCUUUUGGUGGCUUUGAUGAUUAAACAAAGACUCUGAAAAGGGGGGGAAAGUUUUCCCUCUUUCUGUGGUGGAGGAAGACCUUUCUUCUCUGCUGUAGCUUUAGGUUUUGUAUCCUGUGAAAGCAGAGCUGUCGGUGUUUAGUUGGACUUUUCUUUUGUACGGAGUCAAAUAUUCUACAGAGGGGCGUUGUGGUUGUUUACAGAGGCAGAUGUUUGCACAUUGGAGGCGGAGCUUCUCUGAGUUACACAACAGAAGAAGAAGAAGAAGCAGCUUCCAGAUAAUAUGUUGACACUGUGAGGAAAACACUCUGGUUAAUUUGUAUUGUUUUGAAAAAAAUUAAAGAUUUAGCAAACUA